AUGCUGCUGAUCAUUGAAGCUCUUAUCAUUUUUGCUGCUCUAGGACAGGAUCACAGCGCUGCUGCUGCUGCUGAAGGACAGAUAUAUCAAAUGGAUAUGGCACUGGAUUCAGUUGAUGAUCAAUAUAUGGCCUGUGGAAAGAAAAUGGCAUAUCUGGUGAGGAAUAAAUAUCUAAAGAAGGAAAUCAAUAACUCAACUGAAUUUAAAAAGGCGUGGCAAGAAGGUGAAGAGAAUGCCAGAGCGCCAGAAGAUAAAUUGACAAAGAAUCAUUCUAUUGCCUUGUAUGUGUACACUAACCUUAAUUCUAGCAUAUAUAGCAAUUUUGAUAUGGCUGUUUAUAAUGGUAAACAAAACUACAGAAACCAGACAUUCAAAUGGUAUUCACUUCAAUUUUUGUUAACAGAUGCAAUAAAGAUAUUGACUAAAAAACAAAAGAAAUGCAAGUCAACAUAUCGUGGUACAAAAGCUGAAUUUUAUAAGAAUGUCACAGGCACAGAGGUUCGUUUCGGUUCAUUUGCUUCAUCCUCUCUUGAUCGUAAAGUAGCACAGGGUUUUGGAACUAAAUCUUGUUUUGAAAUCAAAACUUGCAAAGGUGUUAAUGUGAUCAAAUAUUCUAAGUAUCCUGAACAGAAAGAGGUGCUGAUUCCUCCAAAUGAGAAGUUUAAAGUCACUGCUGUCAAGACAAGAAAAGACCAGAAAAAUCUCUGGUGUGAGACAGUGUACAAGUUGGAAAGCUCUGGAGAAAGAAGUGAACUGAAUUGUUCAGUGGCUUUCGAGAAAUCAGCGGUGUCUAAAUGCAGAUGCUCAAAGGCAAAGGGCAGUUGCACAAUGUAUAUGAUAUCACGGUGAAGCUUCUUUGAAACUACAAUCUGUAUUGUAUAAAUAAAUAUAUAAAAGUACUAUAUACAUAAAGGUGACAAUAAUGUAUCCAACCAUUCAGUGUGAGGGCUUUUUCUAGGGCGGAACGAAAAUGAAAGGAUAACAAUUGAG
Rhinichthys klamathensis goyatoka is the source of this 990-nucleotide messenger RNA. Its product is annotated as erythroblast NAD(P)(+)--arginine ADP-ribosyltransferase-like. Gene Ontology annotation, molecular function: NAD+ poly-ADP-ribosyltransferase activity; NAD+-protein-arginine ADP-ribosyltransferase activity. The transcript has 2 exons. Lineage: Eukaryota; Metazoa; Chordata; Actinopteri; Cypriniformes; Leuciscidae. Bases 1 to 849 code for a protein of 282 amino acids. The record is from RefSeq and is a predicted model, not a curated record.